CGCGCCUGCGCGGCGGGGCCGCGUUGCCAUGAGAGCGGCGAUGGGGCCGCGCUGAGCCAGUGAUGAAUUUAAGCUUGAAGGCCGUGUCUGUGACCAGCUCAACUCCCCAGGAUGCCACACAAGAUCGGUUUCACCGUGGUCAGUUCAUCGGGACACGAGGAUGGGUUCAGCGCUCGGGAGCUGAUGGUUCACGCACCGACAGUGAACGGGUGGMGGUCACCCAGGCUCUGUCAGUACCCCCAGGAAAUCAUCCUGCAGUUGGUAGAGAGGUGUCGGAUCCGCAAGCUGCAGCUGCUUGCUCACCAGUACAUGAUUGCAAGCAAAAUUGAGUUCUACAUCAGUGAUAGUCUGCCUGAAUACUUUGCUCCGUAUCAGUCGGAGAGGUUUCAGAGACUUGGUUAUGUGUCUCUCUCAGACAAUGAGAAGACUGAUUUCAAAGCUCGAGAGUUGAAAUCUGUGUACAUGGAUGCAGUUGGUCAAUACCUGAAGCUGAUUUUCCAUCAAAAUUAUGCCAAUAAAUACAACUUGUAUGGGCAGGUUGCCCURGUAGCUGUGAACAUCAUUGGGGAUCCAGCAGACUAUGAUGAUGACAGCAUAAGCAAUCCUUCCAGAGAGAAGCUGAUAGAUCACUACUUGGGAAUUAAAUCGGAUGAUCCUGCCUUAGAUGGAACUUACCUYGGGAAACGUGACUCUAUUUCACCUCUGGACGAUUUGGCCUUUGACAUGUACCAGGACCCAGAAGUGGCUCAGAUAAUCCGGAGACUGGAUGAGAAGAAGAGGGAAGCUGUACGUCACGAGUGCUACGACCACGCCAAGAAGCUCAAACAGGCCAUUGCAGACUUGCAGAAGGUGGGGGAGAGACUCGGCCGGUACGAGGUGGAGAAGCGCUACGCAGUAGAGAAGGAGGAUUAUGACCUUGCCAAGAAAAAGAAGGAGCAAAUGGAUGAGUACAGGAUGAAGGUKUACCAACAGCUGGAGCUCCACGACCUCCUGGAUGCACAGCUGCUGAUCCGAAAACCAGUGGAGUUGCCUUUGGGAUCUGUGAGUGGCACUGAGAGCCCCCAGAGCUCUGUUCCUGAGCCAACAAACCCACCCCAAGGAGAGCCCCGGAAGGCAGAGCUUCUGCUGGAAGAGCAAUCAGUGGAUUCCACUUCUGCUGAGUCUGUUGUUCCUCACAAGUCCCCUCUUUCUCCUCGGAUUCAGCCCACAACCUCCAAGGAAGCAUUUUCCAAGGAAAAUGCUGAAUUUUUACCUUAUGACGAGAGGCCUCUCCCAGCCAUCUGCAAGCAGGUGGAUGAAGCUGUUGCCUACCUUGAGCCAGAGGUGACUGAAGAGGAUGUGGGUGAUGCUUCGAGGACUGGCAGUACUGGGGAGCCUGAACCACUCACGGAGAAUGCACUGAGGGAGGCCAGCCCUGUUGUGGAAGUUUUUGGAGAGACUUUGGUUUCAGGAGCAUAUUCCAAAACUUGGUCGUAUCGAGAGGAUGCAUUAGUGGCUGUGUACCAGAAGCUGAUGGAAGUGCCAGUGGACACUCCAAAGGAGGAUUUAAGGAACAUGCUGAGGGCUGCUAUUUUCCUGGUGAAGAGGGCUGCCAAAGACACUGUGUCUUCAGUUUUUCAGGCUUCCCUGAAACUUCUAAAAAUGAUCAUUACCCACUACAUACAAAAACACAAACUAGGGAAGCUGGAAACUUCUCAUUGUGUGGAAAAAACUYUGCCACAUUUGCUUUCUAGAACAGGAGACUCUUCAUCCCGUCUUCGUAUUCUGGCUUUGACCUUCAUCCAGGAAAUGGCACUGUGGCCUGAAGUGAAACAUCUCCAGAUCAUUCCAGUCCAUCUGGUUAAAACAUUAAAACCAAACUCCCCAACACACCUGGCAAUGAGUCACGUGGAAUUGGUGGAAUCUCUCUUGACAGCCAUGGGGACUGAAAACUCUGGGUUUACCAUUAACAAUGUCAUGAAGUUUGCCACAGGAGCCCUGGAGCACAGGGCUCACGAAGUACGUGAGGUGGUGCUGCGGAUCAUCUUUGCCAUGUACCGGGAGCACAGGGCAGCUGUKCUGGAAUAUCUCCCUCCAGAUGAUGCCAGUGUCCGCAAAACCGUCCGCUACAAAACACUCUUCGAUGGGUUUGCCAAAAUUGAUGGGAAAUUCUCUGAAACAGACAUGAGGAAAAAAACAGUGACAGAAGAAGCAGAGAAACAGACAAAGGAAGAAAUAAAGGAAGCUCUAAAACGCCAGCUAGUAGCUUUAAAGGAGUUAMAAGCAGAGGUUGAAGUUGAAGAGGAGAAAGAAUCUGAUAUUCUGAGGACAGAGAGCCAAGGUUACCAGACGUACGAAGGCCCCCAGGCUGCAGCAGGGAAGGUCCAGGAGGAAGUUCUGUCUGUUACAAAUUACCUGGAUAACUUGUGUAUUUUUUGUGGUGAAAGGAGCACGUCCUUCACAGAGGAUGGGUUGGAUCUGCAUUACUGGAAGUACUGCCCCAUGUUAACCCGAUGUGAGCACUGCAAACAGAUGUUGGAGAUUGCUGGCCUGACAGACCACCUGCUGUCUGACUGUGACAAAAGGGACAGCUUUGUGAAGUGCCCACGCUGCAGAGAGGCCGUGCCCAGGGACGAGCUGCCCAGACACACCAAGAGCAAGAUUUGCAAUCCUGCCAAACCAGAAAAUGUGGCCAACCAUUGUCCUUUGUGCCAUGAGAACUUUCCCCCUGGAGAGGAGGCCUGGAGACUUCACCUGAUGGACAGAGAUGGCUGUAAAAUGAACCAACGGAGGACAUCCCCCAUGAAUAAAACCAUUYUGUUGCACCCUGGCAGAGUAGGUGGACCMUAUUUAAGGAGACCAGGUCCUUCAGUAGCAAAAUAUCAACCCACUUCAAUAGGAGGAAGCAGGGUCCGAGCCCGAGGGAGCCCAAAUAAAAGCAGUGGCAAAACAUACUCAAAGCAAUGACAGAACAAGCAUUUCUUCCUUUGUCUUAAUAACUGGGCACGUGGCUUUUCAGAGCUAUUUAAAGAUUGUGGGUAACUUGUAUCACCUUUUCUGUGGCUGUUUUUAGCCUCCAGCAGUUCCUGGUGUGAUCCCCAGGGCUGUCCCUUGGCAUUGCUGUCACUGCAGCACUGGGCUUUACUUCUAGGAAUGCUCAUGUUGGAAAUACCAAAUGUUCUGGGACACAAACAUUAUUUUGACAGAUAACUGUGCUCUCCUUUCCAAUGCCAUGUCUGUCAUUUGAUGGGUUCAAGCUCAUUAAUUAUGUCAGGGGAGAGAGGUCUCUUCCCUGGGUCCCCCGAGGUGCUCAAGGAACAGGAACCACAUGUGAGGGAAGCCUGGCCUUAUGUGUAUGUCASAUUUAGGGUUCUAAAGGCAGCAGGGCUGUACCCAAAAAGCUAUUAAAUCCCAGGAAUUAGCACCAGAUGGAAAAGCCAAAGRGCUGGUUGAACAUUUUCCUGUGUUGUGCCACUGUGUAGGAGGUGACAGGACAUUGUUCCCUCUCUCAAGUGCCUUAUGAGCUCACUUGGCAGGAGGGUUAAACUAAACCCUCCAAAUUUGUAUCCCCAAGAAAUGGCCCCUUACAGAAAUUAAAAAAUGGUCUUGGUUGGGCCUUGAAGAGCUUAAAUGAGUAAAUUUAGACCUUUUUGCCUGCUUUAGUGCACUUUCAGCUCAAAUUCUGGGCUUUUCUAGUUAGAUCUUGAUCAAAACAACAAUCCAGAGACUGCAGAACAUGUUUUUAACAGCUUCAGAGAGACAAAGUCUAUUAAGACCUGAGGCAUGAAGAUUUGUACUGAAACAGCAAUUUUCACAUUUCUACCUGUAACAUUCUGGCUGUUGCUUUCCAGGAUGGAAUUGGUACCAUGGGCACGGGAAUGAGUGGUCAUAAUAAUAUAAGGGGAAAUUGGGGGGUUUUUGCUCCCAUGGAGUGAAUUUGUGGUAUUGUUUUGUAUAUACARAGCUGAUUUUAUAAUACAGUUUUUCUAGUUUGCUUGCAGCCUGCCUACCAGUUUCUGGAUUUUCCAGGUAGAUCACUGUGCUUGGAUUUCAAAAAUAUUUGUAUAAAUUGUUUCUCUMACUCUUCCAAAUACUUAUCUCAAUAAUUACACACAUUAGGAACAUAUAUAUAAAUAAUAAAUAUUAACAAAUACAUAGGUAUUUUUAUUUUCCCUUUACUGAUAUGGGUUUCUAUUUGAGAGCCUGAUUCUAUAUGCUGAAUAAAUAGUAAAUAUCUCAAAAUAGCCACUGAUCUUGCAUAGAGAUGUAAGGAUGAAAAUGACUUUGUGGUAGAAUAAGGAAAUAACUUAGAACUGAUAAAAUGGCAAUUUUUGGGGUUUGAAAGGAUGCUUUUGGAGCAGAGUAGUGCCACCAAUGUCAUGUUUAAAGGUGGGUCUUUAGUAAACAACCUGGGUUUGCUGCAGUGGGAAAAUAACACCGUGGGGUCUGGUGUUGUUCCAACAAGUCUUUAGCAAAAUAUUCCAGAGAAAAACCAUUGCACAGGGGCAGAUAUGGGCAUGGAAAGAAGGUCUGCAAAGUGUUGGACUGGGACCUAGAUUUGGCAACGAUGGGAGCUCAGUAUGAAACCAAGGGAAGUGUGUGGUCCUGAGCUCAGGGCUGGUUUCUGUGUGAUCUCUGUCCAUGUGAACUGUGCCUGAAUGUCAGCUGAGGUGUUUUCAUCUGUGUCACUGCAGAGAUGAUUCCAGAGCAGCCCUUGGCCCUGCAUGCAGGAACUGAGCUCAUCCCAAAAGACCUCUUGGUGUGUCACUACCCCAAGAGAGCAAUUUAUAGCGAUUACAUGUUCCUAAGUCUGGAUGAGCGGAUCAAAUAUUUAUCAAAAGGAGUCACUUGUGUUAAAUGUCRUAUUUUUUAUUGCACAUAAUUAAUAAAUUACUUUAGCCACUUUGGAGAGUACAUCUGC
Malurus melanocephalus (red-backed fairy wren) is the source of this 4900-nucleotide messenger RNA. RefSeq names its product centrosomal protein 104 (gene CEP104). The transcript is spliced from 22 exons. The record is from RefSeq and is a predicted model, not a curated record. Bases 112 to 2946 code for a protein of 944 amino acids. NCBI's taxonomy places the organism in Eukaryota, Metazoa, Chordata, Aves, Passeriformes, Maluridae. Gene Ontology annotation, cellular component: cilium.